Lottia gigantea (owl limpet) is the source of this 1476-nucleotide messenger RNA. RefSeq lists its product as hypothetical. The transcript is spliced from 2 exons. Lineage: Eukaryota; Metazoa; Mollusca; Gastropoda; Lottiidae. The coding region runs from base 1 to 1476 and encodes 491 amino acids. Gene Ontology annotation, molecular function: starch binding. The record is from RefSeq and is a predicted model, not a curated record.
AUGGAAAGUGAAGGUACAUAUACCCCAGAGGUCUUUUUCUAUUUCAACUGGGCCCUGAUGAAAAAGGGGGAAGUAGUUGAAGAAGAUCAGUACCGCCAAGCUGAUAUUGGUGUUUUUGGUGGUCUCAUGAAGACCAAAUACGGAGAAGGAUCAGGAGAAUUCAUCAUGGAUGGUGGAUGUAAAGUUUCUGUAGCGACUCAUUACCAUUUGAGUUACAAUGAAUCACUCGCUGUAGUUGGUUCGGGAGAUUUUCUGGGCAACUGGGAAAGUUCCGGUUCUUCUAAAUGCUUCAGUAUGAACGAUGUAUGGAGUACGAAAUUCGAGAUGAAACAAGAGACGACUGAAGAGUUCAGGCUAGUGAUUUUGAACAGGGAGAGCGGUCAGAUAAAAAGAUGGCAGGACGGUGGAAACCGGGUGAUAAAGAUAGAAGAGGGGCUGAAUUCUAAAAGUCUGUAUGUCCCUUGGGCUGGAAGAUAUCUACAAGAAGGAAUAAUAAUACCUAUUAUUACGAUAGUCGAAUGUUUCGACAACAGCAAUAAACCUAGAAAAACUUUACCAAGGACAACAAUUACUCUAGAUCUCCAGGCUUUGAUCGGAGUCGAACACGGAGACACAGACGGGGGACAAGAAGCUAAUAAUAACUGUCAAGCAUCGCUACGUCUUGCGGUUAAAUCGGAUCUUGGUAUCUGCUCAAAAGAUGACAGUCAAAAAAGUACAACAGAGGACGUUGCAAAAUCUGGCACAAGUGAGGUGCGGCUAUUACUCCCCGAAUCUCAAGUUUCAAGCCCAAGAGAUCUUCCAAAUGCUAGCUUACGUCAGCUACCAUUUUCUGUCGCAGACGACUGUUGUAACUUGCCUCAUCAAGGUAAAAGUGAAGUAGACAAUUUUUUUGAAAGCGUCUGGGUGUCAAAGAAGAACAUAGACGCUGUAUUGGCGGAAUUGUCUCGUAUGACUGAAGAAAAGCUUGCAAUGAGGAUCAAUGGUGGUUCAAAGAAACCAACUGCUAUAGAAACUGCUCUGUCGAUAGGAGAUUCGACUCCACAGGACCUGAAGCAAAAAGUUUCAAUUGCUGUGUCAUCCAGAGUUCCUCGUCCAGAUGUCAGUGAAACUUUAAAGCCCCGGCCAUAUUUUGCUGCUAACGAAUUUCUAGAAGAAACUAAAAAUUCAGAAUAUAAAUUGCCUGAAUAUGAAAGAACUUGGUCAUCUGGAAACGCCAUAGACGCUGUGUUGGUGGAAUUGUCUCGUAUGACUGAAGAAAAGCUUGCAAUGAGGAUCAAUGGUGGUGCAAAGAAACCAACUGCUAAAGAAACUGCUUUGUCGACAGGAGAUUCCAGUCCACAGGACCUGAAGCGAAAAGUUUCAACUGCUGUGUCAUCCAGAGUUCCUCGUCCAGAUGUCAGUGAUAGGUUAAAGCCCCUUUUCUUUUUUAUAUUUUAUAUUGAAGUAUUCUUAUUUAUAUUUUGUAUAUUUUGGUAA